This is a messenger RNA of Plutella xylostella (diamondback moth), 6023 nucleotides long. RefSeq names its product Toll-like receptor 6 (gene Toll-6). The record is from RefSeq and is a predicted model, not a curated record. Gene Ontology annotation, cellular component: plasma membrane. NCBI's taxonomy places the organism in Eukaryota, Metazoa, Arthropoda, Insecta, Lepidoptera, Plutellidae. Gene Ontology annotation, biological process: signal transduction. Gene Ontology annotation, molecular function: protein binding.
GCGCUGACGAACGGUCGCGCCACUCGACGCUGCGACCCCACUAGCGUAUCACUACAACUACGAUAAAACAAUGUUUUUAUAACACAAAAUUAAUAACAUAAACUGUUACUGUAGAAGAAUCUAGUGUGUAAUACUCGUCAUUUACAAGAUUCUGUGCGUGAAACACAUGUGAACAGUUAAGUUACGUUUCGAAAGACAGUGAAAAUUACCGGACAGUGAAUUUGUGUUACGAAUUAUAAGAAAGGAUGUGCUUUACCACGACAAGGACAAUUUGUUAAAGUGACGCCGAAUUGGACCUCACAAAUUGAUGGAUUCUCUACGUCCGGCAAGGGGAGAUAGAAAACGAAUGCCGACGGAAAAAACAUGACACUGAGCCUAAAGUGUCUUGUUUUCUUUCUUCCUUGAUAUUUGAUUUUCCCCAAAAUGGCUUGCCAACAUUUUACUUCAACUAGACAACUUUUUGGACAAAUCCUCUUCUGCUUCGUUAUCGGGCUCAACGUGGCCGAUCAAAGCUCGCUGCCAUUGAAAUAUGAAGCUCCUGAUGACUGCCAGUGGUGGCUACGGGGCCCGAAUGACUCCCACGAAGUUUCACUCACGUGUAAACUCAGGACCAUCAACAGUGAGUUUGACACGACAAACUUCAGCGUCAUUCCUUCGGAACAUACAACAUCCUUAAGAAUAGAAUGCAAUGAAGAAAUGAUGUACAAGAGUUCAUUAGAUGACAGAAGUUUCGCACACUUAGUGAAACUACGUGAACUUGUUUUGGAUAACUGUAAAAUUGGAAGAUGGCCACCGGGUGUACUGUCGGGCUUGAGAGACCUGAGAAACUUAACGAUCCGCACUAAAAACACAGAAUGGGCCGCUAUGAGCUUAGAGAUUGCAUCAGAAAGCUUUACAGCUGUGCGGCAGCUAGAAAAGUUGGAUCUGAGCUUCAACAACAUCUGGUCGUUUCCUGAAAAUCUAUUCUGUCCACUAACAAAUCUAGUGUAUUUGAAUGUUUCAUCUAAUCGUUUACAAGAUGUAAGUGAUUUAGGCUUCAGAGAAAAAGCCAUGCACCAAGCCCUGAUUAGUGAACAGGAUGGUCCUAGCCCAUCAAUGACAUCAAUUCCCCGUUCAUCAUGCUCCUUAGAUAUUGAAGUGUUAGAUGCAUCUGAUAACCAGUUUGUGUUAAUGCCUGAAAACGGUUUCAUGGCCCUACGAAGAUUGAAAGAACUACACAUACAUGAUAACGAAAUAUCAAUGGUGGCCGAUAAAGCGCUAGCCGGCUUAAAACAAUUGCAAAUAAUUGACCUCUCAAACAACAAAAUCGUCGCUCUUCCACAAGAUUUAUUUAGAGAUUGUAGACCAGUCAUAAAGGAAAUCUACUUACAGAAUAACUCAAUUAGUGUGCUUUCACCAAGCCUCUUCGCUAACUUAGAUCAAUUGUUAGCGCUGGAUCUAUCUAACAAUCACUUGACGAGCACGUGGAUUAAUGAGAAUACUUUUACUGGUCUAAUAAGAAUGGUUUUGUUGAACUUAUCUAAUAAUAGAUUAACGAAAUUGGAACCCAAAAUCUUCAAGGAUCUCUACACCCUACAAAUUUUAAAUGUUCAACAUAAUCAGUUAGAAAGCAUAGCCGCCGAUACCUUUGCACCAAUGAAUAAUCUCCAUACAUUAAUAUUAUCAUACAACAAAAUUUCUAUAAUCGAUGCCUAUGCUUUGAAUGGAUUGUACGUGCUAUCAUUGUUAUCAAUUGACAACAACCAUCUUGAAGAAAUUCACCCAGAAGCAUUUAGAAAUACAUCAUCACUACAAGACCUAAAUCUAAACGGGAACCGUUUGAAAAAAGUUCCCGAAGCACUCAGAAACAUGAGGCUGUUGAGAACUCUCGACCUUGGAGAAAAUCAGAUAACAGCUUUGGAUGAUCCCGGUUUCGUCGGUUUGCAUAAUGUUUAUGGCUUACGCCUUAUUGGAAACAAAAUUGAAAACAUAAGCAAAGAUGUAUUUUCAGACUUACCAACACUACAAAUUCUGAAUUUAGCACGUAAUAAAUUGAGGCAUAUUGACAUGAAAGCAUUCGAAACGCUGACGAAUUUACAAGCCAUUCGACUGGAUGCUAACCAGCUCACUGAUAUCCAGGGACUGUUCGUAAAUAUCCCGUCUCUGUUGUGGUUAAACGUGUCAGAUAACCAAAUACAAUGGUUUGAUUACGCUGUUAUUCCUCUGGGACUGCAGUGGCUGGACCUACACAAUAACAACAUCAAAGAGUUGGGUAACAACUACCGGUUGGACAAAGAGCUGCGCCUACAAACUUUGGAUGCGAGCUUUAACAAAAUGACGAAAAUAAAUACUUUUUCGAUUCCGAGCAGUGUGGAGUUACUGUUCCUGAAUGAUAAUCAGAUUACACAAGUUGAAGCUCAAACUUUUGUCGGAAAAACCAAUUUAACGCGAGUCGAUUUGUAUGCAAAUCAGAUAACUAGUAUGGAUCUCAAUGCGCUUCGGCUAACCCCCGUGGAUCCGGGCCGGCCCCUGCCCGAAUUUUACAUCGGCGGAAAUCCGUUUCAGUGUGACUGUACUAUGGAGUGGUUGCAACGUAUAAACAAACUAGACCACUUGCGGCAACACCCUCGAGUGAUGGACUUAGAAAGCAUCUACUGUAAAUUGUUGUAUAAUCGUGAAAGGACCUAUAUUCCGCUUAUUGAAGCGGAAUCAUCUCAGUUUCUGUGUACAUAUAAGACUCACUGUUUCGCUUUGUGCCAUUGUUGUGAUUUCGACGCGUGUGAUUGUGAAAUGACGUGCCCGUCAAACUGUACAUGUUAUCAUGACCAGCCGUGGUCGGCUAAUAUUGUGGACUGUUCUGCUGCUGGUUAUGCCGAAAUACCUAGCAGUAUACCUAUGGACGCUACUGAACUAUAUUUAGACGGUAAUAACUUUGGUGGACUCACGAGUCAUGCAUUUAUCGGACGUAAAAAUUUAAAAAUAUUGUAUGCUAAUAACUCUAAUAUUGAUGCUUUGUAUAAUAAUACAUUUAGUGGACUAAAACGCUUAACAGUGUUGCAUUUAGAGAAAAAUAAUAUUAAAGAGUUGCUAGGUUUUGAAUUGACGCCUCUGGAAAGUUUACGUGAACUACAUCUACAAGACAAUAAAAUACAUUAUAUCGAUAACCGAACCUUCAUGGAGUUGAGGCAUUUAGAGGUGCUGCGCUUGGAAGGAAAUAACAUUUAUGGCUUUGCUGUGUGGCAAUUCACGAUGAAUCCAUAUUUGGUAGAGAUAAGUCUUUCUAACAAUCCCUGGUCGUGCGAUUGUCAGUACAUGCACAAAUUCCGGAGUUGGUUUAAAAACAAUCUGGGAAAAGUAGAGGAUGUUGACAGGAUAACCUGCAUAUUUGAUAAUAUCACAAACGCAGUGGGCCCUCUUAUGGCUGACUUUAACUCAACUAUUUGCACAAGUCACGUCGGGGGAGUCUCUUCAAUAAUAGAAAACCAAGUAAUUAAUGACUAUCUUCCCCUUCUGUUAAUAUCACUAUGUAUAUUCAUAUUUAGCUCAGCACUGCUGUGCGGAGUAUUUUACUAUAGACGAGAACUCCGAGUCUGGGUAUACUACCACUGCGGAUUCAGAAUGUGUUACAAAAGCACUGCAUUUGAUGAAGAAGCAGAUAAAGAUCGCCUCUUUGACGCCUACAUUAGCUACAGUGUGAAAGAUGAGGCAUUUGUGGCUCAGAUGUUAGCGCCCGGCCUCGAGUCAAGUGACCCUAGUUUCCGUCUCUGCCUACAUUAUCGCGAUUUUAACGCUUCGGCCUACGUGGCGGACACAAUUAUAGAGGCGGUAGAGUCAUCAAAGAGAACGAUAAUAGUGCUAUCCAAAAACUUCAUAAACAACGAGUGGUGUCGGUUCGAGUUCAAAACAGCUCUGCACGAAGUACUGAAAGAGAGACGAAGAAGACUGAUAAUAAUACUGCUAGGCGAACUUCCAAACAGAGACAUUGAUCCGGAGUUGCGCUUGUGUUUGAAAGCAAACACGUGUAUAGAGUGGGGCGAUAGACAGUUCUGGCAGAAGUUGCGUUUCGCGAUGCCCGACUUGAGGAAGUGUCAGUACCACCGGUCGACGGUGAACAUUUACGCGUCAGUGUCGCCGGUGGGCGGGGGCCGGGCGCCGGCGCCGCCGCCGCCGCCGCCGCCGGGCAAGCUGCCGCCGCUGCUGGGGGUGGACCAGCUGGCCCUGUCGGCGAGCGUGCACGCGCGUGACCAGCACUCGCACUCGCACCGCCUACCGCCGCAUGCGCAGCUCUGGGCGUAGCGUAUGCUCCAACGCAGUGCAUCUUCGGAGCGCACUGCGUACACUUGGCUGCCAGACACCAAGUUCGAGUUCUCCUCGCCCUACAGCCGCCGCCGCAGCUCCGCUUCCACCGUCUACGAGAGCGACUGAUGGCACGGCAUCGACCAGCUCGAGGAGGCGCUGCUGUGAUCACGGACACCGACAGUGACAGUGACAGUGACAGCCUGUGACAAGUGACAGUGACAGCCAGUUACAAGUGACAGUGACAGCCAGUGACAAGUGACUAUGUGUGUAGUGUGUACGCACCUUUAGGUAACGUUUGAUACAUCGAGUUUUAGAAGUAAGAGGUAUUGUGUAAGAUAUAGAUAGUCAUCCCUGAUCUCGCUAUUUAAUGUUACGGUUAACGACAGUUUACGAAAGUAUUGAGUUCGGUAGCUUACGCUUAACACACAAUUUAACCGGUCCGGUAUCUUCCCAAAAUUUAUUUGACGCAAAUAUCGAAAAUUUCAUUUUUAGUGUUCAAAGUUCAACACAUAUUUUAAGGAUGGAUACAAUCUUUGAAGUUCCGACUUCUGCUGGACUCGGGAAUCUUUCCAAGUAUAUUUUGCCCAUAAAUUUGCUAAUAUUUCUCUCAUUUGUUCAGUAACAGGAGGAGCGUAAAACUUCUUCAUCAUACACUUCAGAUGAAUAUUUAUGACGGACCACAAGUAACUUUUUUUAUGGAUGAAGUUAUAAGUAAUACUUAUUAAUUAUUCAUUUCAAUAAACCUACCUAUCGAAAUCGAACUACAACAUAUUGUGUAAGAAACAUUACUCACUGAAUACGUACUAUGAUUAUUAAUUAUUAUAGUUAAGUUUUUUCCUCAUAUUUUAUAUUAUAAUAAUGUAAAUACAUUCGGCAUUCUAAAAUACUUACGAACAAUAUUGUCGUGUAUGUAAGAACCAACCAUACUUAUCCACAUUAUUUUCUUAAGACAUUUUAGUGACUGCAACUUAUAAUUAUGAUCUCUAACCAAAAUGAAUUUGUAAUUUAAAAUUCCACUAUUGUUACAAAUGUAGAUAGUUAAAAGUAUUAGAAUAGAUAGGUAUAGAUCUAAUAUAAUAAUAUUGUAUAAAUUAAAAUUAACACUUGCUGUGAUUUUAAGUUUACGCGCGAAAGUAUUAAGUUUAUAACUUCUAUGUUAAAAUUAUGCAAAUGCCUAAUGUAUAAAAAAUACUAUAAUACCUUUAUUUUUGUAAUGAAGAUGAAAUGAAUAUUGGUACCUCUUGGAAAAAAAACUCCUGACUACAGUACACCAAUACAUAGAUAAAUAAUACCUAAUAUCAUUGUUUUUGAGAAGUGCAAUGAAUUACGACUUAUAUACCUACCCACGACUAUACCGGUGUAUUCUAUCAGUGAUACAUAAUCAACUAAAAUUUAUGGAGUAACAGAUAUUUUUUCAUGACUUCCUAGUUUGUGCCAUACCUAGUUUAAGUUGCUCUGACCCUCUAGUACGGGUUUUCCUGUCAUCUUCAUACAUUAUCUGUCAAAAGUUUCAUGAUAGUGUCCAUUAGAGGCGCCACUUAGUAUGCGAGAAAACGUAAACUUUUAUAGUUUUCGACAAACUAUCAAACCUGUACUAGACCUGCUGCAGUAUGUCAGUCACGUACGUCACUGAUAAAAUAUUAUCCUCUAUAUCUAUAAUGCUAACAUAAUUUGCGUGAGCCACAGAUUUAAUUGUUUGCACCAAUAAAACAUGAGAUUAUUAAUUUAAUGUUGAAUAUGUUUAA